AUGAAAAAGCAGGAGGAGAAGGAGACAAAAACACGCUUCUUCACGGGCUGGAAGCGAAAGCGCGACAGUGCGCAGGGCAAAGAUGAGGAGGACAUAGCGUCAAACCUGCUGGUGGACGGCGAGUUCCGGAACAAGCUUCCUCUUCCACCUGUGCCGCGGCUGCUCAAAGCUUUACCCAGCAUGAAGGAGCUCUGCGACUAUCGUUUGGAUGACUUGGAAAGUAAGUUGAGGCCGUAUUUGCUUUCAACUCAUUCGCUGCUGUCGCGAAUCCACAUGGAUGAUGACGAUGCCUACGGAAAGGAAGCCGAAAAAGGCUCCAUGGCACCGCCGCCACCACCCAUGGAUGCGCUGCUCUUCAGGGAUGACGAUGUGCCGGAGGAAGUCGAGCGAGCACAGAAGCUCGCACGGCUGACAGAGCCCACGGAUGCCUACCACCGUCAGGCCUUCGGCUUGCAGCUUCCUCAGCUCAUCACCAAC
Messenger RNA from Symbiodinium necroappetens, 477 nucleotides. The record is from the annotation of a GenBank genome assembly. NCBI's taxonomy places the organism in Eukaryota, Dinophyceae, Suessiales, Symbiodiniaceae.